CCAAUUUCCGAAUCCCGAGUUUUUGAAAAAUAAGAUUUUUCCUUAUAAUUACUGCUGUGCGCUGUGGUAAAAGGUUCCUGUAGUACACAAAAAUAUAUAUUUGUAUAAAUGUUCUCUUUUUCAAUGCUGCUUUUGUGAUACGAUACCAGAUGUUUGGUUUAUGCAAACUAAUUCUAGACGAAAGUUAUGAUUUUAUUGGUUAUUUGCAAGUUAUAAGGUUGUGAUGUACAUGUUACCUCGAUAUGGGAAAAUUCGCAACGUACAGAUACUUAGAGUUAAAAGAUGAUAUAGCACCCACAUCUUCCAAUGUAAGAACAAGACCCCUUAAGCAGCCUAGAAGAUUACGAAGAGUAUUCAUUUUUCUUAUUGUUUUAGCACUAUGUGGAACAUACUUUUUAGGUAUAUUUGCGGGGCAGACACCGUGGUUCGAUGGUCUGGCCAAGAGCCUGGGCUAUGAGAGCGUGUAUCACUACGCCGUCAUCAUCGACGCCGGCUCCUCGGGAUCCAGGGUGCUCGCUUACAAGUUCAGGGUUCCUUUCACUGUAUUCGGCCAAGCCAACUUAGACUUGGAAGAGGAAUACUUUGAGGAGUCUAAACCGGGCCUGUCUUCGUAUGUGGACGACCCAGAAAAGGGUGCGGACACAAUAGUGCAGCUAAUAAAGAAGGCGGAGUUCCUCAUACCGCGCGAGAAACGUCGCGCGACGCCGCUAGUCGUGCGCGCGACCGCCGGGCUGCGACUGCUGCCGCCGGCGAAGGCUCAGGAGCUUAUUGAUCAAGUUUCGCUAGCUAUUUCUAAGUUGGGCUACGAUGUCGGCACAAACGGCGUGGAGAUCAUGGAGGGGUCGGAUGAGGGUAUCUUCAUCUGGUACACAGUCAACUUGUUGCACAACUUGUUGGCGGGCGAGACGAUGGCGGCGCUGGACCUCGGCGGCGGGUCGACGCAGAUCACGUACCGCGUGCCCGACGACGACGACUCCUACCCCCCCGCCGACCGCUUCGUCGUACCCGCUGGGAACAACAUCACGCUCUACACGCACAGUUACCUCCGUCUCGGUUUGUUAGCGGCGCGUCACGGUGUAUUGAAGCUGGAGGCGGGCGGCGGCGACGGCACGACGCUGCGCUCGGUCUGCGUCGAUCCCAUCGUGAAGGAUGAGAAGUGGACUUAUGCUAAUACUGUCUACUCUAUUAGUGGUGCGGAGCGCGCGGCGGGCGCUAAGCGCGAGGCUGUGUACUCGCGGUGCGCGGCGCUGGUGAAGCGCUACGUGCUGGCGACGCUGGACUGGGAGCCGCAGCAGCCGCCGCGCGGUGCCGUCGCCGCCAUGAGCUACUUCUACGACGUCGCCGCCGACGCUGGCAUCAUCGAUGUGAUGCGCGGCGGUUCGGCGACGCCGGGCCAGUUCCGCGCGGCGGCGCUGCGCGCGUGUUCGGCCGCCAACGUCGAGCAGCCGUGGGCGUGUCUCGACCUUACGUACAUCACCGCGCUACUAGUCGACGCGUAUAAACUGCGGGAGCGUGAUAAUAUCUCCCUUUUCAAGAAAGUGAACGGCCAUGAGGUGUCGUGGGCGCUGGGUCUGGCGUACACCACAAUCAUGAAUAAGGUCGCCGCAGCCGCCGCCGCGGCAUAAAGGUUGGUGUGAAUAUGAAGAUAGCAAAGUUUUUGUGUGCGAGUGAAUUAGACAGGUAACAUUAGCUCUCUCUUUAUCCGGCGAACGGACCUUAGGUAUAGGACUCAAUAAAAGUAUCGCCAUAA
Molecule: messenger RNA, 1750 nt
Organism: Aricia agestis (brown argus)
Lineage: Eukaryota; Metazoa; Arthropoda; Insecta; Lepidoptera; Lycaenidae
Gene: NTPase
Product: ectonucleoside triphosphate diphosphohydrolase 5
Exons: 12
Coding region: 243-1625 (460 amino acids)
Biological process (GO): nucleoside diphosphate catabolic process
Cellular component (GO): membrane
Molecular function (GO): UDP phosphatase activity; GDP phosphatase activity
Source: RefSeq, a predicted model, not a curated record